AGGACAACGAUUUAAGAAGAAGAGUUGAGAGCGGCUCGGACAGUUCCAUGCACAUCCUCGUCAGUCCGGAUUGAUUUCAUUGGUACUCUGUUUUGGAAUAACUUUGGAAUGAGAUCAAAGCUCCCCCUCUAUCUGUUUCGGAGAGCUGAUAAGGCUAUCUUUUGUGAAGGGCGCUGUGAAUUACCUGUGGAAAAAGUCAUCUGCACAGUUGCACAGUCACUGCUAUCAUUUUAAACUGUUGGACCUUGCUGCAUUUGCCUACUUUGUUCACUUUGGGCCAAAAGGAAAAGAAUUACAUUUGAAUACAUACUCAAUGCUGAAAAAAACAUACCAAGACUCUCUAGCACAGCCCUAGAGUUUUGUCUGAGAACAGUCUGGUUUUUUUUUGUCGGUCUGAGAAAUAGAUAAGUACUUUUUUCAUCUUGGCAGUCCAUCGAGGGAGUGUUCACUGAGUACUACUUUGCAUUCAAAGGCUUUCCUGCAGAGUCAGACUGCCUGACUGCCUGACAUUUGUUCAUACAUCUGUUUUGAUGUAUUUUUCAGUGGUUUCUGCAUAUUUAUCCAGUGGAAGAUGAUACACUUUUGAGAAUCUCCCAAGGACUUUGUGAACCUCAGAGGUUAAGCUUUUGCUGCUUUGAAACAUGUUAGUAUUUAAGCAUUUAAGCCAUUUGUCAAACCACAGCCAAGGAUAGAAUAAUAUCUACAGAGAAUCUGUCUGAAAGAAAAAGGGAACCAGAGAGAGAAAGAGAGAGAGAGAGAGAGAGAGAGAGAGAGAGAGAGAGAGAGAGAGAGGGAGGAAGCAUAAUAGGAGUGGCUUCUGUUGCCAAGAACAACGGUAUCAACACAUUGCAUGGUCACAACACAGACCCACCCACACAGGCACGCUCUCCCACACACACUCUCAGUGGCGCGACGGGGCAGGCAGCUCGCAAUCUCACUCUGCCAGCCAGGGACACAAUCACCCGAUUCCCCAUCGCCAGCGGGCAGAUCCAGACAGAUGGGAGUGUGUCCCUCCGGCACGGGCACCACCAGUAGCAGCAGCAGCCCCCUUCCUCCUCCUCCUCCUCCUCCUCCUCCUCAAGAGUGUGUGUGAGAGAGAGCGCUCCCCUCCAGGCCAGAGCACUGAUCCCACAGCGCUGCCUUCCGCAGCGGGGUUGAGGACCCAGAGCCGUGCAGGAAAGGAAGGGACAGGAGCUCGGACGCAGCUGAACGGAUUACAGCUCAUCCUGCACUCCGCCGUCUCUCUCUCUCUCCCUCUCUCCACAGCUCAGCACGCGGCGCCCGGGGACAAAAAGAGAGGAGGUUCAGCGCAUCAGUGCCACAGCAAUCACAUUUCUCCUCCGCCACUCUUUUUGUUCAGUCUAAUUUGUGGCUAUUUGCUGUUCUUUUUUUUUUUUUCUUUGUUGUUCUUUUUUCUUUUUUUUUCCCCUCUUUUUCUCCCUCCUCUCUUUUGACGCUAGUGUCUGGAAGAGGAGCAGGACUUGGCAGGACUGUCUGUGCCUGCCUGCUUUUUAAAAAAUAAAUAAAUGGCCCCAGAGGUGGGUACACGAGAAGUGCUUUAGGCAGAGAGAGAGAGAGAGACAGAGAGAGAAAGAGAGACAGACAGAGAGAGAAGUGUGCAGACUGCCAAAAGUCAUGGGGAAGUCCAACAGCAAACUGAAGCCUGAGGUGGUGGAGGAGCUGACCAGGAAAACCUAUUUCACGGAAAAGGAAGUGCAGCAGUGGUAUAAAGGCUUCAUUAAGGAUUGUCCCAGCGGGCAGCUGGACUCUGCAGGUUUUCAGAAGAUCUACAAGCAGUUCUUUCCCUUCGGAGACCCCACCAAGUUUGCCAGCUUCGUCUUUAACGUGUUUGAUGAGAAUAAGGAUGGGCGCAUCGAGUUCUCAGAAUUCAUCCAGGCCUUGUCAGUCACCUCCAGAGGGACACUGGAUGAGAAGCUCAGAUGGGCUUUUAAACUUUACGAUCUCGACAACGAUGGCUACAUCACUCGAGACGAGAUGCUGAACAUCGUGGAUGCCAUUUACCAGAUGGUGGGAAACACAGUGGAGUUACCCGAGGAAGAGAACACUCCCGAGAAGAGAGUGGAUCGCAUCUUCGCCAUGAUGGAUAAGAAUGCCGACGGGAUGCUGACGCUGCAUGAGUUCCAGGAGGGUUCCAAGGCCGACCCGUCCAUCGUCCAGGCCCUGUCCCUCUACGAUGGCCUGGUUUAGAGGUGCCUGCGGGUGGCUGCUGUGUCUUUGUGUCCUCUGAGGCACAGACUAUCUUUCCCUGUACCUGGUGGGACAUGGAGUUCUUGUGCUGCAUUGUGAAUGCAGUAGCUAGAUCAGACGUCUGGCUUCAAUAAUCUCAUUUUCACGGUUGAAAAAACAUUCAAACAGACAGUGUUAGCAGCUAUGCUGUGCUGUGCUGCAUCUCUAUGUGACAUUGGCUUUUGGAUGAUAAACUAUUGACAAAAAAGAAGCAAAGUGAGGACACUUCAACGGGAGCCCUGACCUUGAGAGUUCACCUGCUUCGGAUGUGGAUGCAGAGGGACUACAGAAUUAUUUGUUGAUAUCAGGACUCCUCCUAAAGUCUUUUCAGUUCUAGUGUGAGUUUACCUUUGGUCAGUUGGUAAAGAAUACAGCCUCACACAGGUACAUGUAGUAUACACCACAUCAAACACUCACUUGAUCAACUGACAUGACCUGCAGAAGGUUUAGAUAAAACAAUAAACAAAUAGUUGAACUAAUACAUGUACUGGACUGUACAGCUUAACAUCAUUGUACUGUGGCUAUGCCAAAAUAGGGAGACUGGAUAGCAGACUCAGUCUAUAGCAUAACAGACUUCAGUCUUCUUAGUGAACACAACCUUGUUUGCUCAUGAAUUUCACAUAAUUGUUGUGGCUUCUGAUGUUCCUCCUGAACUCUAUGAUGAAAAGCACUGAGCUUGAUUGGAAUUCCUCACUGCACAAUCAGAAACUGUGUUUGACGUGAAAAGUAUUAUUUUUCUAUUCGGAGCAGGCCUGUCAUUGUGAAAGAGAAAGCCUUUGUGUAUUAUACCCAAUGCACCAAACGUUUUUUUACUCUUAAUAGGGGUUCUUCAUCAUCACAUGCACAGCCCAUCUUACUGUCCAAAUGAGCCAGGUUCUAUGUACAGUACAUUUUGCCUUCCCACAGUUGCCAUCUAAAAGUCCAUAGGAACUGUACAGUGACAAAGUGGUGGACUUACCCAUUCAUUUAUUGCUAUCAUGUAGUGAAGACUCGAGUGUUAUUCCCAUGCACUAAAUUAAACAUGAUGUAAAUACAGUA
Alosa sapidissima (American shad) is the source of this 3285-nucleotide messenger RNA. It is a transcript of the gene ncs1a, whose product is annotated as neuronal calcium sensor 1a. NCBI's taxonomy places the organism in Eukaryota, Metazoa, Chordata, Actinopteri, Clupeiformes, Clupeidae. Gene Ontology annotation, molecular function: calcium sensitive guanylate cyclase activator activity; calcium ion binding. The record is from RefSeq and is a predicted model, not a curated record. The transcript is spliced from 10 exons. The coding region runs from base 1636 to 2208 and encodes 190 amino acids.